UGUUACACGACCCUUGCGACUCAGUCGCGCUGUGAACAGACCAGUGAGCUGACAGCUCGCGGCGUGCGUGCGUGCGCCUCCGGAAUCCCAUAAGAAUCUUUAUUUCAGUCGCGCGGAUUGUGCCGAGGGAUUUCGUCUCGGUGGUGCGGGAAGCUACGGUUUAUCGCACCCCAAUUUGUUUGGCUUCUCUGACAGGACUUCAAGUAGCCUACUGUAUGAAAUGUUCGCGUACAUCACGCCCAAGUUUCCUGGGGAAUUUAACCAGAAAGAGGACGACCAAAUACGUAUAGUAGUAAGCUCGGCUGCUGUCUAGCCGUUACACUGCGAGCAAGGCUAAACUCACGAGUGAACCGCUGUUUCCCGUGUUUUUACGAACGCAUCCAAACAGACACCAACUCUAUAACGGAUAUCGAGGAAAGCAGAGACGUUGGACAGAGGUCCUGGCCACCACUGGAAGGAGACAAGUCAGGACUCCCCCCGCCACCUCAUCCCCCCUCCCCCUACACACACCUCUGCUUGGAUGUAAGCGCCCACUGACCUCCCACUGUUAAGAUGGGGUUGCUAUGGAAACUGCUGGUGCUCCAGUCAUUCAUCGUGGGUCUGGCAGAGAGUACCACCCAGCUCCGCCCUGUCUUCGUCAAGCAGCCUGGCAGCAUCGUUUUCCCCAUGCGCUCCGCCGAAACGAGUCGAGAAGUGACGUUCAGCUGUGAAGCCCAGGGAUACCCACCACCAUCUUACAGGUGGAAAUUAAAUGACACUUUCAUCGCGCCCCGGCUGGGCUCCCGGUACAGCUUCUCGGGAGGCAACCUCCGGAUCAGCCAUCUCAAUAAGGAGGAGGAUGUGGGAGUGUACCAGUGCCUGGCCUCCAACUCCUUUGGGACUAUCCUCAGCAGAGAAGCCAGUCUACAUAUUGCCUAUUUGGACAACUUCAAGACGCAGAAGAGGAGUCCCGUCCGCGUCCGCGAAGGACAAGGAGUGGUUCUGCUGUGCGGGCCCCCGGCCCAUAUGGGAGACUUGACCUUUUCCUGGAUAUUCAAUGCGUACCCGUCGUUUGUGAAGCAGGACACCCGGCGCUUCGUGUCCCAGAAGACGGGCAACCUGUACAUAGCCAAGGUGGAGCUCUCCGACGUGGGCAACUACACGUGCGUGGUGACCAACACGGUGACGAAGAGCAGCGUCCAGGGGCCCCCCACACCACUGGUGCUGCGCAGCGAUGGUAUUAUGGGUGAAUAUGAGCCUAAGAUAGAAGUGCAGUUUCCUGAAGUCAUCUCUGUGGCCAAGGGACAAACGGUGAAACUGGAGUGCUUUGCACUGGGAAACCCCGUCCCCACCAUCAGCUGGAGGAGGGGGGAGGGAGCCCUGUUCCCCAGGAAGGUGGACUUGAACAAGGCCAGCGGUGUGCUCGACAUCCCCUACUUCCAGCAGGAAGACGCCGGCAUCUACGAGUGCGUCGCCGAAAACGCCCGCGGCAAAAAUGCAGUGAAGGGGAAACUCACUUACUUUGCGCCGCCACACCUGACAGAGAAGCCUCAGGACCUGCAGAGGCCCAUCGACGAGUCUGUGGUGUGGGAGUGCAAGGCCAACGCCAAGCCCAAGGCCUCCUACAGGUGGCUGAAGAACGGGGAACCACUGGAACCGUUGGAGAGCAAAGUGCAGGUUGUCAACGGCGCCCUGACCAUCUCAUCCCUGACACCGUCAGACGCCGGGAUGUACCAGUGCGUGGCAGAGAACCGCCACGGCCGGGUUUACACCAACUCCGAGCUCAUGGUCAUCGCGGUAGCGCCAGAUUUCUCGGCGAACGCGGUGCGGAGCCAGACUCUGGCGCGGCAGGGAGGCGACGUGCUGAUCGAGUGCCGGCCGAGGAUGUCCCCCCGGGGGAUGAUCUCCUGGAGGAAGGGGAAGGAGGCCUUAAGGGAGAGCCACAGAGUCUCUGUGCUGGAUAAUGGAAGUCUGCGGAUAUCAAAUGUCACCAAAUUGGACGGCGGGCUCUACACGUGUGUGGCCAGGAACCAGUACGGCAUGGGAAGCAGCGCCGGGACCCUGGUGGUAAAAGAGCCUACUGUGAUCACCACCAGAGCAGCGCAGGUGGACGUGACGGUGGGCGAAAGCAUCGUCCUGCCCUGCCAGGUCUCCCACGACCCCUCACUAGACGUGAAGUUCACCUGGUUCUUCAACGAGCUCGUCAUCCAGUUUGGGAGCCAUGGUGGAUACUUUGAGAAAGUUGGUGGACAGUCUGCGGGAGACAUUAUGAUCCGUAACAUCCAACUGAGGCAUGCUGGGAAGUACACCUGUGCAGUCCAGACCAAAGUGGACAGCUCCUCCAUAGCCAGUGACGUGGUGGUCCGAGGGUCCCCCGGCCCACCAACGGACCUCCAGGUGGACGGGGUCACGGAGACCGCCUCCUCCAUCUCCUGGAGGGCUGGGCCUGACAACCACAGCCCCAUCCAGACCUACAUCAUCCAGGCCAGAACCUCCUUCUCUCUGGGCUGGCAGGCAGCCCACACAGUCCCAGAUCAACUGGGAAGUGGUCAGCUGUCCGCCACCGUCACUGAGCUGAACCCAUGGGUGGAGUACGAGUUCAGGGUUCUGGCGACCAACGCCAUCGGGACAGGAGAGCCCAGCAAGCCCUCAAAGAAAAUCAGGACCAAAGAUGCACUGCCAAGGGUGACUCCUACUAGAGUGAGUGGAGGAGGAGGAAGCCGGUCGGAGCUGGUCAUCACUUGGGAGCCUGUCCCAGAGGAGCUCCAGUGCGGUCCAGGCUUCGGCUACGUUGUGGCCUUCCGUCCUGACGGGGCGCAGGGCUGGAUGCAGGCGGCGGUCACCUCCCCCGACGCCUCCAAGUACUCCUUCAGGGACGACAGCAUCCCCCCCUUCACCCCCUACCACGUCAAAGUGGGCGUCUACAACAACCGGGGAGAGGGCCCCUUCGGCCCAGUGACCACCAUCUACUCCGCAGAGGAAGAGCCCUCUGAAGCGCCCCCUAGAGUGCGUGCGAAGAGCCUGUCUGCGGCGGAGGUGGAGGUGUCCUGGAAGCCCCUGCCCUGGAACACCACCAAGAGACGCAUCAUGGGCUACGAGCUCAGGUACUGGGAGCAGGCGGAGACCCAGGAGACGGCCAGCGUGGUUCGCACCGUGGGCAACAGGGCGUCGGCCAUCCUCCGCGAGCUGGACGGAAGCAGCACCUACCUCAUCCGCGUGAGGGCGUACAACAGCGCCGGUGUGGGCCCGGACAGCGCCGUCGUCAACAUCACCACCAAGAAGCCGCCCCCGAGCCAGCCUCCGACGAAGGUCGUGUGGAACACAUCAAACUCCAAGAUCAUCCUGCAGUGGGAUCACGUCAAAGCCCUGGAGAACGAGUCCGAAGUCAUGGGUUACAGAGUGAUGUACAAGCAGAACCGGCAGGCCCGGCCCAGCGUGGUGGAGACCAACGGCACGUCCCUGGAGCUGUCGCUGCCUGUGGACGAGGACUACGUGGUCCAGAUCAAGCCGGUCAGCGAGGGGGGGGAGGGCCGCAGCAGCAGACAGAUCACCAUCCCCAGAAUAGCAGGAGCUCAGGUGGUCGGGGCGGCGUGGAGGACGCCGGUCUGGCCGGCGUUGGUGACGCUGGCUCUCGCCCACACAUCAAGGACUUUGUUAUGACAAAAAGGGCUCCCGCAGGACUCACGGAGUCGUACGAGACGAGACGAGACGAAGUGAGACGUGGUGAGACGUGAGGUGAGACGAAGUGAGACGUGAGGUGCAGCGCAGCACAAGCACUCGGAGAAGCUGUACGAGGACAGCAGCGAUCCUCGUUAGUUUUUAAAAAGAGCCUCAUGAAGGAAACUGAAUUACGCCCCCCCUACCCCCCCCCCCUACCCCACCCCCAUUCCACUCGCUCCCCACCCUGCACCAUCCUCUCCUCCCCUGGAGAAAUGAUACACUGGGCCUUGAGUCUGCCCUGACCAAAGCUGCUUUAAAGACUGCUGAGUAAGAAAUGUGGCUUCUAUCUUUUUUUUCUUUCACAUUGAAACGAUUUUCCUGAACAAGGCAACUGAAUGUACACAAGCACAUACAGUACUGUGGAAGCCAACUCGUCCAUGUGGAGGCUCACUACUUCACUGUGAUGGGUGGAUUUUACACAUUUGUUUCCUUUUUUUUAAGAAGUUAACUGCAUUGAAGGGUAACUGCAGAGCAACAGAACUACUCGAUGGGAACGGGCCUCCGCUCCUCUGCUUGAGGUGGCCAAUUACUGCGACACAGAUGACAAGACAAAGGACUUCGGUGACUGAUCUACUGAGGUCAAACCUCUGGAUGAUGUAACAUUAGCGCAACUACAUCCUCUCUCUCUCUCUCUCUUUCUCUCUCGCUCUCUCUCUCCGUCGUGUGGAGUCUGUUAUGUGACCUCUGCCCUGUUUGUUUCCCUCCACUGAUCGUCCAGGCGAAAAAAUAUUUGUGCCGCUUCCUCUUUACGGCCUUCUCCACUCCUCCACUGGUCUCCUCUGGAGCUGUUGCAGUACACAUUAGGGCUGCUGUUUCCCGUUAAGCCCUUCCCCGCGGCUCACGGCUGUGCUACUAGGCUCUUUGGCUCCAGGCCUGGCCUCCUUGACCCCCCCCCACCCGGCUGUAAGUUGAAAGACAUCACUCCUGUGACAACUCCCCUUCCCCAACCCCUCGGCCAUGUUGUGGCACCAGCUUCCCCGUCAGCCCUGCAGGUCAUCAUGCUAAGUGCUAGCACUAGCACUUGCCCCUUCACUUCAACCACUAUGCUGGUCAUCAUGCUAAGUGCUAGUAUUAGCGCGUGCCCCUCACUUCAACCACUAUGUACAUUUGAUGAAAUCCUCAGGACCCCUAAAGAGCCUUAAGUGUAUUGCUAUUGAUCGUUAUCAUUUCGAUGACUGGUAUUGUUAAUAUUUUGGAAGACAUUCUUGGUAUUAUGAUCAUUGGGAUGAUUUAACACACUGCGUUGUUUUGUGUGUGGUUCCCACUCAUGUUCUCCAGGCUUCAAACCGGUCAGCAAACAGUGAACUGUGCGAGUUGGUUUUGCAAACGAACACUGCGCUUGGCAGUGACAGUGAUUCGUUUUUUUUAUUCGAUAUUGCUUACAUGUUAUUUUAAAAGUCCUUCGCUGUUGAGCAUGAGCUGGCUGUGAAACAUGGCUUGGAAAAAAAGAGAAUUUGAAUGAAUCAACUGACUUUUUACUGAAAAAAAUAAACAAAAUGUGAGUAAA
This is a messenger RNA of Clupea harengus (Atlantic herring), 5206 nucleotides long. RefSeq names its product contactin 3a, tandem duplicate 1 (gene cntn3a.1). Gene Ontology annotation, molecular function: cell-cell adhesion mediator activity. Gene Ontology annotation, biological process: axon guidance; brain development; cell-cell adhesion. NCBI's taxonomy places the organism in Eukaryota, Metazoa, Chordata, Actinopteri, Clupeiformes, Clupeidae. Gene Ontology annotation, cellular component: plasma membrane; axon. The record is from RefSeq and is a predicted model, not a curated record.